AUGGCAGCCCGGGGCGGGACCGGGCGCGGCCCCCAUUGGCCGGCGCGUGGCAGGCGAUUGGCGCGCGCGGCCGGCGGGGGCGUGUCGGUCCGCCCCGGGGAGCGGCCGGUGGGGGCGGGCCGCGGUGCGGGCGGGCGCGGAGCGGCGCGGCGCGGCGCCGGCUUGUUCCUCCGCGCGCGCGACGGCCGGCGGACGUGUGCGCGAGACCAGAUCACGGUGGCAGCCAGCGUUAGCGUCGGCGUCACGACGGCGGCGUCUCCGUGGCCCGGGCUGGGGCUAGCCGCGCCCGCGCCCGUCGAGCUCGACCCCGUCUGGGGGCGCAAGCUGUACGGCCCGCCCGGCGCUGGCGCGGGAGGCGGCGUGGGCGGCCGCGGGCCGGCGGCGGGGCCGGGCCCGCCCGCGCCGGGGCUCGUCUUCGGGCUGCAUCACCACCACCAGGACGUGGCCGCCGGCCUGCACCACCAUCACCACCACCACCACCGCGGGCAGGCCACGCUCAAGGAGGAGCCGCUGCCCGCCGCGCGCUCCUGGGCGCUGCAGCCGCCCGUCGACCAGAGCAGCGUGGGCAUCGGCCGCGCGCACUUCGAGAAGCAGCCGCCCAGCAACCUGCGCAAGUCCAACUUCUUCCACUUCGUGAUCGCGCUGUACGAUCGCGCGGGCCAGCCCGUCGAGAUCGAGCGCACCGCCUUCAUCGGGUUCAUCGAGAAGGACCAGGAGACGGAAGGCCAGAAGACAAACAACGGUAUCCAGUACAGGCUGCAGCUGCUGUACGCCAAUGGCGUGCGGCAGGAGCAGGACAUCUACGUGCGGCUCAUCGACUCCGUGACCAAACAGGCCAUUAUGUACGAGGGACAGGACAAGAACCCCGAGAUGUGCCGGGUGCUGCUUACGCACGAAGUCAUGUGCAGCCGGUGCUGCGAUAAGAAGAGCUGCGGCAAUCGCAACGAAACGCCCUCUGACCCCGUCAUCAUCGACAGGUUCUUCCUGAAGUUUUUCCUCAAGUGCAAUCAGAACUGCCUGAAGAACGCCGGGAAUCCACGGGAUAUGCGGAGGUUCCAGGUGGUGAUCUCGACGCAGGUGGGCGUGGACGGCCCGCUGCUCGCCAUCUCGGACAACAUGUUCGUGCACAACAACUCCAAGCACGGCCGGCGCGCCAAGCGGCUCGACCCCGCCGAAGGCUUGUACCCUCCCCUUCCCGUAGCCACCCCCUGCAUCAAGGCCAUCAGUCCGAGCGAAGGCUGGACGUCCGGGGGCUCCACCGUCAUAAUCAUCGGCGACAACUUCUUCGACGGUCUGCAGGUCGUCUUCGGGACCAUGCUCGUAUGGAGCGAGCUGAUAACGUCGCACGCGAUCCGCGUGCAGACGCCCCCGCGACACAUACCGGGCGUCGUCGAGGUGACGCUGUCCUACAAGUCCAAGCAGUUCUGCAAGGGCGCGCCGGGACGCUUCGUCUACGUCUCGCUAAACGAGCCAACCAUCGACUAUGGCUUCCAACGCCUUCAGAAACUCAUCCCCAGGCACCCAGGAGACCCGGAGAAGCUGCCAAAGGAGAUAAUCCUGAAGCGCGCGGCCGACCUGGCGGAGGCGCUGUACAGCAUGCCGCGCAACAACCAGCUGGGGCUGUCUGCGCCGCGGUCGCCGCCCGCCGCCGCCAACGGCAUGCCCUCCGGCUUCAACACCUACACCGGCCAGCUCGCCGUCAGCGUCCAGGACGCGCCCUCCGCCGCCCAGUGGACGGAAGAGGAGUACGGCCGCGCGCAGAGUAGCAGCGUGUCGCCCCGGGGAGGCGGCUACGGCUCCAGCGCCUCCACGCCGCACUCCUCCAACGGCGGGGGCGGCGGAGGCGGCGGCGGAGGCGGCUCGUACGGAAACUCGUCCGGGGGCGGCGCGGGGGCGGCGGGCAGCGCGGGCGGCGCGGGCAGUGGGGCGGCCGGAGGCGGCGCGGCCGCCAUCAACGGCGCCGCCUACGCCGCCUCCGCAGGCGGAGCCGCCCUCUCGUCCAUGGGGUCGCCCUCAUCCGCCAGCCUCUUCAACUCCUCGCCCAUCUUGCCCGCGCCGGCGCCCGCCGGCUGUCAGUAUGAGCAGAAAAGCGCGUUCGCGCCGGUCGUGCGCCCCAGUCCCAGCCCCACCCCCACCUGGCCGCCCCCGCACCUCGCCGUCCAGUGCUAGCCCCGCCGCGAGCCGCUCGCGGAGUGGGAGGCCUGGCAUCUCCGUUCGCCACGAUGAACCCGUUCGGGCUGUCCACGUGCAACUCGCAGUCGUACAGCCCGCUGCUCAGCUCGACGGGCAAAUAGCACCCGCACCCGCACCAGCACCAGCGCGCCGACCACUACGAGGGAGCCGCGGCCGCCUUCUAGCGGCUGCGCACGGUGCCCCGAGGGAUACACCCGGGAGUGUGCCCGUGACUGCGCGCGUGUGCCCGUGUCCGCCGUCUCUCGUGUUCGAGUGCGACUCUGUCAAAGCCACGAACGACUCUUCAGCAACGAACGUACUUCAUUGUUCCAAGCCAUAUAGACCUUUUUUAUUUGUUCUGACCAAAGGAGUUCUAGUUCAUAGAAACAUUGACUGUUAAUAAAAAAAAUGUGAUACGUUAUUUUACGGAAAAAAUCAUGAAAAUAUGCAUAUCCUAUUUCCAGUGAUUGUAGUUCGCGGUAAAUUCACGAGAUCAGUUGGGUAAGAAGAGAGUAGAGAGUAUUUUUCAACUGUUUUUUCUGCACAACAUUUGACGUAUUCGGAGAGAUCUUACCAAAAUUCCUGUACUGUUGUAUUUCAGUGACCAACGAGAAUCUGUUGAUUGAAGUAGGAAUGAAGAUAGAAACUUUACUUCAAAUUUCCUGUUGAACGAAAGACUUGUUUUAAUAGUGUCUACAGAAAAUGAUCAAAAUUGUAUAUUUUAUGUAUAUUUCGGUUUUUCGGCAAGGCCUAUGCUAACACAUAAAAUAAAUACAUAUCGCUUCCUGCUGGGAAUAUUACAUUGUUGAUAUAUUCAAAGGGACAAGAGAAAAUAUUAAGCUCGAGAAAUCUAAAGUACCAGAUAUAUGACCUUCCUCACAUAAUCUUACUAGUUUUGUACAAUUUGUGAAUAUUUCAAUUCUUGUAUGAAGGUUAAGAAAGAUAUGUAUACAAUUUAGUGACGGGCAUAUCCUUUUGCCAGUGCACUUAAUUAGCUGAGUGUGCCGCUCUCAGUAAUACUUCUUGUACAUAGUAUAAGUAUAGAUUGUAAGUAAUGAAGGAACCUACAGUGACCAUACGUGUCUUUUUCGGGUAAAAAAUAAAAACAGUUUCAAACGCAGUUCUUCCACUUCGGGAAAACUGCAAGCUACAAACAUGUAUACGAUCUCAUUCUUUGUAAUAUAAACUUUUACAGCAUUCUGAAACAUCAGUAACAAAGUAGUACGUUUAUAAAUUUUAAUCAGUGCAAAAAAUCUUUCGGAUGAAUCACUUCAAACUGUUUACCAGUGAACAAGAAACCAAUGAUUUUGUAUACAACCCUUACUGGAUGCCACUCCUUGGCAGUCAAGUGUGUGCAUUAUUUUAUCUGAUGCUGUAAAUGUCUGUCUUAAGUACCACUAAUAUGAUUCGUUUGUUUAUGUGGCCUGUUCAGUAGGAAACAUUCCGUGGAGGAAUCAUUGAGUUAAAAUCGUCUUCAAAAUACUGUUUUAAAGCUGUUACCGGUUCAUGUUCUAUAAUCAACAGAAGUUUAGAACACAAAUAUGAAACAGCACUAAGACAUAGACAGGUCAACAGUAAUUUUAGUUUCUGUCUGUAAUUGCUGCUACAGAUCUUAGGUCUGUGUUCAAUACCAAAUAAGCGUAGCUGUCUUAAUUUUAUUGGCGUAUUAAAAGAUGGAUUUAAUUCAGUGUCGGAAGCAACUUAAGAAGAGUGGCAGAGCCUUCUCGUCAUUGAAAUAUGUCUGCUAUCUGUAUUCACCACCGAAUCAAGAUUUUUCUGUCAUUUGUUAUUUUAAUGUUCAAAAGGUUUGCCUUCUUUAAUUUCCUCCGCACCGACUAUACCUCAAACAGAGCGUCAAAAUGUCGACAGAUGUGUGACAGCAACUUUGUUUCAAUCACUGUACAAUCUUAACUGUCUGUUGAACUAAUUAUUUAUGUGUUCCU
Molecule: messenger RNA, 4115 nt
Organism: Schistocerca serialis cubense
Lineage: Eukaryota; Metazoa; Arthropoda; Insecta; Orthoptera; Acrididae
Gene: kn
Product: transcription factor collier
Exons: 15
Coding region: 1-2169 (722 amino acids)
Biological process (GO): regulation of transcription by RNA polymerase II
Molecular function (GO): DNA-binding transcription factor activity, RNA polymerase II-specific; RNA polymerase II cis-regulatory region sequence-specific DNA binding
Source: RefSeq, a predicted model, not a curated record